This is a messenger RNA of Hemibagrus wyckioides, 1978 nucleotides long. Its product is annotated as polymeric immunoglobulin receptor-like. The transcript has 5 exons. The coding region runs from base 149 to 1075 and encodes 308 amino acids. NCBI's taxonomy places the organism in Eukaryota, Metazoa, Chordata, Actinopteri, Siluriformes, Bagridae. The record is from RefSeq and is a predicted model, not a curated record.
AGGAAAUGACAGAACAAAAGAAACAGAAAGACAUCAGAUCACAAAGCAGAUGUGAGGAUCAGUAGAACUUUCCUCAGUGAGAUAGACAGAGCAAAUUUCAACAAAAGUGUAGGAGUGGAAGUGAAGUGAAGCUGAAUUUCAUUCCAGAAUGAAGAUGAAGAUCCUCCUCAUCAUCAUCCUAUACCUGAUCUCAGGUCCAGUAGACUGCACUGAUGUGAAUGGUUACUCAGGAGGAAGCGUCAUUAUCAUCUCUGAUAUACAGUGGUACAAACACAACAGAAAAUAUAUUUGCAAAGUGAAUGAAAAAGACUGCACUGAUAUAAUACGUGCUGGCACCAAACGCUCUGAAGUUCAAGUUGGAAGAUUUGAGUUGUACUCAAACACAGAAAACCACUUCAUAGUAUUGAUCAGAAAGCUGAAGCCACAAGAUGCUGGAACGUAUAGAUUUGGAGUAGGGGAUCAGAGCAACUCCACUGUGACCCUAAAAGUUCAUAAUAAUACAUCUUCAGGGGUGCCAAAAAUAAUGAGUGCUUAUCUUGGGCAGAAUAUCACCAUCACCUGUAACUAUCCAGUGGAGUAUGAAAAAAACACCAAAUAUGUCAUAACAAUCGAUGAUGACACUAAGACUGAACGAAUUCUUGAUACUAAAAUAAAAUAUCAAAACGGCAGAUUCUCCAUUUCUGAUGACAGAAGUGCUAAAGUUCUCACUGUGAACAUCAGCGACGUGAGAGAAACUGAUGAGUUAUUUUAUUUAUUUGGCGUGUGGAAUGGAGGGGGGUCAGUCAAAUAUUACUCCUACUUUAGAGAGAUGUGGCUACAUGUUACAGGCACCUACCUGAUGUCCUCAGCAGCACCGAGUGCAGCUCCAUCUGCAGUGUGUUUCAGUUCCUCUGUUAUCAUCAUCAAUGUCUGUGUUUGUGCGGCACUGCUGCUGAUUGGAGGAUGUGGACUAAUGAUGAUCUACAAACUGAAACAGAAGAGAAAACAAGUUUAUGACAAAAAAAGAAAAUUUUGUGACAAACAUUCACACUCACACACACAUACACACACACACACACAAGUGAGUGAGUUGUAAGUUGUGAGUAUGUCAGUGUGUAAGCAUGACUGUGUAAAUCUGAGUGUGAGUAUGAGUGUGCUCUGCAAGUAACAAGUGCAUUGCUUGAUGUAAGAAUAUGAUAUUUUGAUGAUAAUUCUAUAAUGUGAUAUAUUGAAACAGUUUAUUGUGAAUAGAAUUUUGGGAAUUUCCUUAUUCAUAUAAAAACACAUGACAAUAUUAAACUGAAGACUGAAUUCAUUACUGUGAGAGGAUGCAAGUGACAAUUAUCUUUUUUUUCUGCUUUCAGCUUCCUCCUGAUUUUAACAAUCAUUCCGCUUCUGUGUAUGAAAACAUUGGAACGAGUGCACUAUUAAACUGCAGCAGCAAAUUAAUCAGUCAGAACUUCCUUCCUGAGCUGUUGAACUCUGUUCUUAAUAUUAUGAGCUGCAUCUUAGAGGCUCAACUCUCAACUCUGUAGUGAGUCUCUCUUCACUUCUUUAUAGGACUGUGAUCUAAAAAAGCAUGUUGAUCACAAAUCCAUACUAGUUCAUUGACAAGGUUCUGGAGGAUCGCUAGCCAUCCUGUGUGUGUGUGCGCAUGUGUAGAUGUUGUUGUUCUUGUUAUUUGUUCUUGCCUUUGUUUUCUUAAAUAUAAAGUUGACUAUUAUAGUUCUUCUUUACUUCUUUUUUAUGUAAUAAUUUUUAAUUAACCAUUUAUCUAUCUUUUGGCAUGAUGUUUAAUUCUGAGCUUUAUUCUGCACUGUUAUUAGAAGUUUACUUAUGAACCUCUGUCAUGAGUCUAGCUGAUAAUAGGAAAGACAUUUAGUGAUGUCAUCUUGUACGACACAUCGAAUGUCUUAUUUUGGUUAUGCUGUCGAUGCUUAAGAGAUCUACAUGUUAAUGAAAUUCUCCUUUGCUAUAUUUACAAAUCAUUAUCAAUAAA